Molecule: messenger RNA, 4548 nt
Organism: Dreissena polymorpha
Lineage: Eukaryota; Metazoa; Mollusca; Bivalvia; Myida; Dreissenidae
Product: ankyrin-3-like
Exons: 5
Coding region: 137-3898 (1253 amino acids)
Biological process (GO): transmembrane transport; monoatomic ion transport
Cellular component (GO): membrane
Molecular function (GO): protein binding; monoatomic ion channel activity
Source: RefSeq, a predicted model, not a curated record
CAUAAGUUAUUGCUAGGUCAAAAACAAAACGUACAUUUAUGUGAAAUUUUGGAAGACUAAGUUAAUUCUGGUAUUUUGUGUUCAUGAUGUCGGAUAAGCGAAAUAUGUUAUCGAAAUUUCGAUCGAGGGACCAGAAAUGGAUGCGACUGGCGGCAAGCGAAAGGAGAAACCUGUAAGCGACCCGGCCGGAGAGGAUGGGGAUUUUGUGCAGCUCAGGAUCGUCAGAGAGAGGAGGAAGCAGCAAAUCAGUUCGAAUGGCCCCGCGGUCGACAAACGCAGCAUACCGGAAGGUGCGGUGAUCGAGGAGAAGCAGGUGACGUUCCGCGAGGAGCCCAAAAUCCGCCCAACCACCGCCGCAAGAGAGCGCGCGGAUGAUGACCUCCGGGAGCUGAUAUUUGCCACCGUUGAUACCAACGACCAUAGAAAGUUGAUGUCAGUUAUUUCAAGCAUUGGCAAAAACAAUUUGCUCCAAGAUAUACGGAAUAAGGAAACAGACGUGAAUGUGCUCCAUUACGCUCUUUCACAUGAUAAGAUGGAGACAGCUAUUAAUCUGAUUGACCAAUGUUCACUCGAAAUGCUGACGUCACAUCACGUGGUACACAAAUCCGGCGUCUCUGGAAGAAACAAUUGUUUGCAUAUCAUUACGGAGAAAAAUGAUAUUGAGAUGGCAAAACUUUUACUUUCAAAACUACCUUCUACAGAAAAGAAGCUGGAUGUGAUAAAAUUAGAGACAGCUAUUGACAUUGAAGGUCAACGACCAAGGUUAUUUUCUUGCUUGCAUUUAGCCGCAUAUUACGGUCACACACAACUGGUGCGAUUGUACCUAGACACCGGAAUCGACGUUAAUCAUUUGAACGGCAAAGACGACACCGCUUUAUUAUGGGCCGCUAGGUGGGGACACAACGAAACCGUUAGUUUGCUGUUAGACAGGGGCGCGGAUACCGAGGUUUUAAACGACAAAGGAUCUACGGCGCUUUAUUGGGCAAUAAGGUACGAGUUUCCUAAGACUGUAGGUGUCUUGCUUCAAAAGGGAAAGGCGAAUCCGAACACGAAACGAAAACUCGGUCUUGUGGCGCCAAUCGUAAUCGCAGCGGCUUAUGGUAACGUGGAAAUAAUGUCUCUGUUGUUGCAGCAUCCGGAUAUCGACAUACACGUCCGCAUCCGUGGUGGUGAGAUGGCGGUGCACCAUGCCGCUAAAGAGGGCUGCACGGAUGUGCUGGAUAUGCUUAUUAAGCGUGGUGCAAAGUUUGACGAACAGGACGAAAUCGGGGACACUCCUUUACUGCUCGCAGCAAAGAACGGGAAUUAUGACAUUGUACAUAAUUUAAUACGGCGGGGCGCAAACGUAAAUCACCGGAAUCAUGAAGGCCACGACGCCUGGUACUUCGCCAUUGAGGACGAGGAAGACAACUCGUUGCUAAGCAGCCUGGUGUCGGCGACCAGAGGCCAGGACAUGCUGUGGAGACAUCCACUCUGCAUCGCGGCGAGCAACGGUAGAAUCGACAAGAUCAAGUGUUUGUUGAACAUGCAUAUCGAACCGAUAAGCGCUGACGCCGACGGCAAUACGUUUCUGCACCACGCCGCGAUGUCAGACAAACACGAAGUUAUCGAUAAAUUUAAUUCGACCAUUUCAAUCAAUAUACAGAACAACCGCGGGAAUACGCCUCUUCACAUCGCCUGCUAUAGGGGAUACUCAAAUACCGUAAAAGUUCUCCUGAAAUACAAAGCAAAGGCAGACGUUAAAAACAGCAAAGGAGAAACCGCUUUACAUGUCGCUGGAUAUUCCAAACAUAUAACCGCCGAGACUGCGAGAGAACUUGUGGACUACAUUAUUAAGACGCAUGCUUGGGAGAGCUUAAACGAUAAGGACAACGAAGGCAACAACCCUUUACAUAUCGCGGGCAAACACGCCAAACCGGAAGUUCUCUGGGAGUUCCGUUUUGUCCGCUUCAAGGAUCGGGACAAGGACGGCCUGAUCCCCUUGCAUGAGGCAGUGCGACCCGGUCAACCCGAGGCACUCGAUAUGAUGCUGGAUAUCUUUGAAAGCAUGAAACGCGAUGCGAGGAUAAACGAGCAAUCUUACGCAACCAGCGAGACGGUUCUACAUUUGGCCGCAUCCGAGGGACACAGCCGUUGUGUUCAAAGGCUGAUUGGACUUGGAGCGGAUCUGUCUUGUAAAGAUGUAAACGGUAAUACGGUGCUUCAUCGCCUUACGCUUGCAUGCGUGGAGGACAGUAAAAAUAUCAGCCGCCACCUCGAAGUUCUCGAAACCGUUUUUGACAAUGUUGUUAAGUGGUGGUGCAUAAAAAAGAAUAUACCGUUCCCAGAGGAAGAAAACCGCGAGGUCUAUAUGUCUUAUCGGCGCGACUCUACGCAAUUCCUGGUCAACAACGUUGUAAACGGCGAAGGGCUGUCCGUCUUAGACAUGGCAUUUAAAUACGUAGUACCGGACAUUCUUUCGCGACUGCUGAUGAUGCCCGAUGUAACAAAGUACGAUGUUACCAAAGACAUUCCUACAGGAGUACAUACCUACAGCUUUGAUAUCACCGGGAUCACUCCGAGAACGAACAAUGCUAUUCGGGGUUGCUGCAGUAGAGCGUCCGUCUCGCCUCUCUUAGAAAAGGACAUGAAUGCAGACGUCGGUGCAGGGGGAUCAAGACUCUCAGGAUUAGAAUGGCUCAUUACUCACACGGUCAAAACACGGGCCGCGGAGAUUCUCGAUUUGCCUCCGAUACAAAUGAUUGAACGAUACUACACGUCAAUGGUUGCCUGGACGUUUGCUUUAUUGAUGGUCGUUCACAUCGUCUACAUGAGCGUAUUCACGUACGUUGGAAUCGACUUGCUUGAGAAACUACGGAAUGCAUCUAGCAUUUCUUACUCGAAUCCUGAAACAGUGCUCUUGUACGCGUUCGUCCCUCUAGAACCCGCGGUCAUCAUCCUGUACAUGAUCUGGAGCACCGGACGGUACCUGUGGACCGGAGACAUAAAAAGGAAGGCGCGACUCAGCCGGAAGAGCGGAUUCGCUCUGGGCGUGUCCAUUUUUGGCUCUUAUAUUUUUCUUGUUGUGUGCACUGUUUUUGCUGGACUCGUUCUAGCGUGGAUUGCGCUGUUUUCUGUGCGUUACACGUACAACGAUUAUUUCUUCUCCUCCGCCGUUUGCAUCGGCUGGCUUUUAACUGUAUCGUUCACACGGGGAAUACGUGCAAUACAUUAUUUCUACCGAAUGCUAUUGAGCAUGAUGCUCCGAGACGUUGUUCGCUUCGGGAUUGUCUACCUGUUCGUGAUCUUGGCGUUUGGCUUCGCGUUCCACGCUCUGUUCCAAGUGUCUCAGGAUAUCGUCAAUGACUACCUUACAGUCGGCGACACACUUUUCCUCACUUUCAACAUGAUGAUUGGCAUGGGUCAGUUGUUCGAAGGAGAAUAUGAGAAGAACCUGGUCGCCGUGGGGAGGACGCCCGCGUACUCCAAAAUCCUGUACCUCAUCUACAUCAUCCUUUCCACCAUUAUAUUACUGAAUUUGCUGAUCGCGAUGAUGAACGACUCUUACACGACGAUUCUGAGGGAGAAUCAAGUCACGUGGCGUAUUGAGGUGGUCAGCCUCGGAGUCGAGAUGGAGUCAUCAUUUCCGAUGGCGGGAAAGUUCUCGAACGUUCAAAUUAAACAUGGCGGCGUUGACAGUAUUGUUAACGGCGUGUCACCGGAACGCUGGUACGUAUCGAUAGCUGACGCAGAGUUCAGAGAACAGAUGCGCGAGAUGGACCGGAAGUACUACACGAACCAGGAAGAGGUCACCAAGCGUCUGAAUGACCUUGAUUCCAAGAUGGUUGAAAUGGAGCGACUGACUAGCAAUAAGCUGCAACAGAUCACGGAUCUGCUGGAACAAAUCAAGAGGAAGUGAUAAUAAAAUAACGGAAGUGAAUUCGUUUACAAAUGUUGAUACAUCAACGUUUUAACACAUGACGUAUGGUAGAAAAAGUCGCUCACGGCCGAUGACAAGAGCGGAAAGCUGGAAGAAUUAAUAUGCUGUGAAUAUUUCAAUAAACCAAUACGGAUUAGUGGUUUUUGCAUACGGUGAAUGUACAUAAUACAACGAGAUAAGAAAGAAAAAUUCAAACUACUUUUUUUUCAUAAUUAUUCUGUUCUGUCUUGUCAAAAUAUCCACAUUAAAAAAAACCAUGCACAUUUACUUCACGACAUUUCAUAUGUAUUGUAUUUUAAGACAUAUGCAAUACACUGCUCAAUCUGUCGUGUAUAUUAAGCUCAUGUAUUCUCACAAAACCCGCAGAAUUCAGCUCUUGUAAGGUUUAAUCUUGAGAGAAUGUUGUAUACUUAUAUCUUUUUGGAAAAGGGGUACACAAAGUACGUGAACGAGCAAUUGGAUUUUCUGCUCUUUCCUCAUUCUCAGAUACUCAUAGUAUGUACACAGUAUACUAGAAAGAAUUUUUGGAAUAUCUGUUUAUAUAUGCAUAUCACUGUAUUUAUUUAUGCAUUAUUUUAAAGUGCAAUGUUUUAUAAGAAAUAUGGUUAUUUAUUAAAGCGAAAAACGCC